GACUGUGUCCGGUUUCCGCAGGGCGCAGAGGAUUGUGGGGUGGGCUGAGGGGGGUGCUUCUGGGGUGGGAGGGAGGCCGCCCCUCCCUGGGCUGAUGCCGAACGCGGGACUUGGGGAGGCGGGAGCCCCCGGGGGGCCGGAGCGGGGGCCCUUCCCGCCGGGGCACUUACCCCUCAGCCUGCUCACCAGCUACGGCUGUGACCCCAGCUUAGAGCACCACAAGGAAGAGGAUCUCAACAACUUCAUGGAGAAGCUGAUGAUGGAGAACCUGUACGGCCCCCCCAGCAGUGCCAUGAAGUGUAAAGCUGAGGAGAUAGCAGACUCAGACGAAGAGCUCUGCUAUUACUACGACAAUGAUGGGGAGUAUUACGAGGAUGAGGAGGAGAAGUGGGACGAUUUCAACAAGGAGUGCGAUGCAAAGACUGAUGAGGACUCACUCCCUGGUACCUUCUGUGGCUUCAGGAAAUCCUUCCUGUGCAAGGACACCUCACCAGCUCCCCCGCCCCAGAAGUCGCUGGACUGUCAACUGCUGGACCUGAAAUUGCCCCAGAGGCAGCGGGUGACCGCAGAGGAAGCGGAGAAGAACGCCAAGGAGCUGGUAGCUGAGGAAGAGCGAGUUAAAAGGAAAGCAGAGAAGAAAAGACUUAAGAAGAAGAGGCAGAAAGAUCGGAAGAGGCAAGAAAAACUAGAACAAGAAUUGAAGCCCAAGCCCGAGAUGAAGUUGAAUGAACCUUGUCUGAAUGGUGACGUGGAGGAGGAAGGCGCCAUGACAUCAUUGCGGAGGGGGACCCUGGACUCUAGCUCCUCCCGGAGAGAUCCCAGCAAGGCCCCAGCUCCUAGGAGAGGGGAGGGAGCCAGGGCCCAGGACAGGAGUGCAGACAUGAGCACCGAGGAGGAGACGGAGGAUGAGCUGGACUUGAGCAGCACCUUUGUCUCCAAAGCUCAGCGUAAGGUGGGCGUGAAGCCGCUGACGCCCAGGAAGGAGAAGGUGCCCAGAGCUGAGCACAAGGAGCCGGACAGGAAGCCCCAGCAGGAGGUGCCGAGGCCUGGGCAGGACGGGAGGGGAGUGGAUCCCAGCACAGUGCUAGCAGGCUAUGGGAACGAGGCGGCAAAGCGGAGCUGCUUCCAGGAGGCCGUGUUCUUCUUCACUGAGGCUGUCAAACUCAACCCUCGGGAGCACAGGCUCUUCGGGAACCGCUCGUACUGCUAUGAGAGGAUGCAGCAGUACGACAAGGCCCUGCGUGACGCCCACGUGGCCUUGAGCCUCCUGCCCGGCUGGCCCAAAGGCUUUUUCCGCAAGGGCAAGGCCCUCAUGGGGCUGAAGCGCUACGCUGAGGCCAAAAGCACCUUCCUGGAGCUGCUGCAGCUGGACAGCUCCCAUGCCGAUGCAGCCACCCAGCUGGAAGUCUGCAAGGUGCAGCUCAUCCUGGAGAACGGCUUCAGCAGCUUUAGCGGUGAGAGGAGCCUGCUGGUGGAGCCGUCGCUGGGAGCCACAGAGUCCCAGCCGGCGGGGCCUGGUGAGCAGGCCAGGAGCUGGUCCCUGGGCAGCAGUGGUUACGCCGAGGGGGACGAGGAUGGGGAGAGCGGGUUUGUGACCAUCACUAGCUCGCGGAGCCGAGGGAAAGGCCCAGCCCAGCCGGGGCUCCGGCCCAGCGGCAGGGAGACCCCAGCUAGCACCAGACACCCUGUAGCCACUGUGCAUCAGGCCAGGGAGUGGUACGCUGUGUGGGUCGGGAACGUCACCCCCAGGAUCACCCAGAAGUUGCUGCGCAGCUAUUUUGAGGCGUUUGGGCCCAUCCACUCGGUGCGGAUGCUCCCGGAGAAGUACUGCGCCUUCAUCAACUACACCAAGAAGGAGGCUGCGGAGGCGGCCUACGCAGCCCUGCAGGGGGCCGAAGUGGAAGGAACCAAGUUUGUGCUGCAGCUGAAGCACCCUGACCAUGCAACCCCGGCCCCUGGUAGGGCUGGCCCUGGCAAUGCCCCGCGGCCUGUGGGGAGGGAGCCGGUGCGAGUGCCCCCCACCCUGGAGUGCCAUUUCUGGCGGAACGCCGGCUGCAGCUAUGGGGCCGACUGCCGUUUCCGCCACCUGCCCCAGAGCAAGGGGCUGGACAAGAAGCUGGCUCAGCACUAGGGCCCUGCCCUGGCCCCAUCAUUGCAGGGGUCUGGAGGCCGGAUGUCCCCAGGCUGACAGCUGGCUCCUCCCUGGCCAUGCUGCCUCGUGGGCACAGAGUGACUGGAUGGCCACCAUGCUGGGCCUUCCCGAGGCCCCUCCAGCUGCUGCCUGUUGCCUACCUGUGGCCCAGCGCCAGCCAGUGGGCAUCACCCCCCCGGGGUAGGACUGGACUCGCUGCUAUGCGGAUGGGGACCCUGGCUGGCUGUGCUGUGGGUUCCCCUUCCCUGGGAAGGAGCCGUGCAAGCUGGGUGGGGCGGCCCCCACCAGGGGCUGCCUUGGGGUUGGUUGGCCUGGAGGGAAUCGCUGGGCCUCUCCUGGCAGGGAGGGCUGGAAUUCAGGGCCCUGCCCGUGGCCCAGUGGGGGCACUGUGCCCCACACCUAUGGGGGCACUGGAGCUGGCUGCAGACCCCUUUGCCUUAUUAUGGAGUGAGGCCUAUGGGGACUACAACUCCCAGCAUGCGAUGGAACCAUGCUGUUGGGAUGAAGGGCAUUGUGUCAUGCUGGGAGUUGUAGUCUCCACCCCCCAGGCUGCUCUUCCAUGGCUAUUUCAUACCAAAAAUUGUCCCGGGGCAGGUUCCUGCCUCAGCCAUGCUCUCUCCUUCCUGCCUUCUGAUUGGCUGAGCCCUGGGUCUGUUACACUGACUCUGCCCUGCUGGGGCCUGUCUGUGCGGCGAUGGUUUGCUCCCUCUGAAGCACUGUUGGCAGACAGGACACUGGGCUAGAUGGACCAUUGGCCCGACCCAGUCUGGCCGUUCUUCUGUAGCUCUUUGUGGGGGGCUGGCUGGGUGGGGAGCAUGGCCCAGGGUCAGGGUUGGGCUGUGGCCCCAGUCCAUAGAGCCGCCCCCGGUUCCACUUGGGCUUUUAACAUUGUCCCUUUGUUUCUGGAACAUCCCUCUGCCCUCGGGGCUAACCUAUGCCACCCCAUACAGAGCCCCACAGGCCUGGGCCAGCCCCGUGCUCCCCCCUGCCAUGUGGUGCUCUCGGCACCGGGCAGGCUGGUCCCAGGUCCCCUUUCGCUCAUGUGCAGCGAUGCCCCUGGGGCUUUCUGCCCUAGUGCUGGCUCUGUUUUUGGCUCUGGCCCAGUCUGGCUGCUUUCUGCCUCACCUGUCUCCCACAGCCCUGAGUGCAAAGCCAGCUGGGUACCAGGGAGCUGCCUUGCCCUGCUGAUCACAGAGACCAGCUGGCUGCUCUGGGCAGGUGCCGGGCUGUGGAUGGCUGAAGGGCCAGGAUCUGCCUGGGGGCGAUGAUGCAAAUUGACCUGUUAUGGCCCUGAGAGUGCCCAGCCUGUGCGUUCAGUGGGUGGGCCUUGCUCCUGAGCUGUGGGGCAGGGAGCUGCUACCCUGGUGGGGCUCUGCAGGCUCUUCCCCCAGGCAGCCCCGGGUUUGCAGUGGGUGCGGCGCCCAACGGGAAUUUGUUCAGGGAUUUGUACCUGCCUGGGGAUUUACAGAUUGUUCUUAAUAAAACUCAUUAAAGAA
Messenger RNA from Chelonia mydas (Green sea turtle), 3648 nucleotides. It is a transcript of the gene TTC31, whose product is annotated as tetratricopeptide repeat domain 31. The record is from RefSeq and is a predicted model, not a curated record. Lineage: Eukaryota; Metazoa; Chordata; Testudines; Cheloniidae. Bases 95 to 2131 code for a protein of 678 amino acids. Gene Ontology annotation, molecular function: RNA binding; protein binding; metal ion binding. The transcript is spliced from 18 exons.